UAGGCGGUAACCAAAUGCUUCCAAGCAGCUCACAGGUACGGCUGUGAUCUUCAACAGGAUGCUCUCUGUCCUGUUGUUUGCGGCGGCUUGGGUUGCCUGCCUGGCAAAACCCAAUGAGUACUACUCAUACUCUCCAGCCCUUGGAUCAGGUGGAGGAACUCCCUUCGUGACCUCAGGAGAAGGAAGCAUCACAGGCGUGAAAGUCUGGGAGCACCCUGGAAAUUACGUUACCGGUUUCCAGUUGCGUUACGGCACCAGGUGGGACCGAACUAUUGGUCGCGCUUUCCACACCCCCCUGAGAUUGGACCUAUUUGAAGGAGAGACCAUUACUCAGGUGUCUGGAAAAUACCACACAUCCAACUUCAUCUAUCAGUUGAUUUUUGGGACAAGCAGAGGACGUUAUCUCAUCGCAGGCCAGCCAGUUCAGUAUUCCUUCAACUUUUACCCCGAGCAUGCGGAGGCGGAGCUUCGGAUUUUGAGUGGGCGGUUCAAUGGCAAUGGGAUCACAUCACUGGGAGCCCAUUGGGGGUUAGCCCCGGAGGGUUAUGGAAAUAGUACUUCCUAACCAAAUGCUUAAAAGUACAUCUGACUUUUGAGUUCUGAAGAUUUCCUAUUAAGCAAUAGAACACAAUAAGCAUAAUCAGAUCUUUGUUUCUGUGGUGUGAUUGGAAUCAAAACCUGGAUGAGUUAUAAGGUAGGUGUGUUUAGACCACUUCACUUAUGUUGGUAGUAAUGAUUGAGGCUUCAUUCCUAUGUUGCAAACUAAAUCCUAACUACUAGUAAUUGUAUCUUUACACUAGUCUCUAAAUUGAACUCAAGGCUUAUUAAAGGCACCCAGUGCAACUUUCGAGGCUUAAAAAUAAACAUUCAAUUUCUAGUCUUUUUUACACGUAGUAAGUUUCAAUAACUCCAUACCAUUACAUACCGACAUUCAAGCAGCAAAGAUGAGACGUCGUUGUGUGGUGAGAACUGAUAGAAAAUCGAUAACAACAACAAUGCCGCCAUUUUCUUUAUUUUUUGUAACCUACAAUAAAUAAAGCAGGCUUCCAGUCAAUGGAAAAAUGGCUUCUCCCCACCGGCGAUUGUUGUUGUUUACGAUUUUCUAUCAGUUCUCACCACACAGCGACGUCUCAUCUUUGCUCCUUGAAUGUCGAUAUGUAAUGGUAUGGAGUUAUUGAAACUUACUACGUGUAAAAAAGACUGGAAAUUGAAUGUUUAUUUUUCAUUGAAUGUUUACAUAAAGUUGCACUGGGUGCCUUUUAAAGUUACCAAAAGUUUGAUCAAAUAUUUUGCUGUCUUCAAGAAAUCCCAACGAUCGAAUCAUCGAUCGAUCAUUCUCCCAGAACAUAUUGUACACCCCCAAAUUAAAACCAUCCCUGGCCGAACGGUGACCUUUGCCUUCAGGGGUCAAUCCUUGAUACAUGUGAGAUCUGCCUCAACACUUUAUUCUUUUAAAUCAUGGCUCAAUUAAAUAUCCACAGAAGCUUGAGAUGUUAAAACUACUAAGGAAUUGUUUCUGACUUUGGUUUUGUGUUAGUGUGUGUCUGGUGUUUUGUUUUCUCUGACGUCAUAUUAAAUGUCAUGUGUGGAAAAUCAAUAAAAAGAUAAUGGCAUUUCAAAAAUGUAAGGCUUAAAAGACUCAAAAGCACUGGAAACAAAUAAGUCCGACCUAUGACCUUUUGCUAAUAACAGUGACCUUCCAUGAGGCAUUACACCUUCUCUCAAUCUCGCCUAUAUUCACACCGGGCUAGACAUCAACCGCAAGAUGGACGCCAUUAGUCACCACAUCACAAUCCUAGACCUUCCGUCUUCAUUCUCGGUAUUUGCCAACCAGACACGACUCAUGCCUGUUCAUUAUUUUAUUCCCAGUUACGUAAAUUAAUGAAGGAAUCAGUCCGUUUAGCGGACUGGGUGAUGGAGGGCCCUACGCGGCCCGGGCUCCAUGAAUGAUUAACCGCGGUAAUAAAUGACGCCGUGGAACCGCACCACUACGGUCCAAACCGCCCUCCGAACUUCCUUAUACUCUCUUCCUGUUCUGUUUUGUUUCAACCCAAACUUCCUCAGUCGAUAUAUGCGGUACAAAAAUACAGGUG
Molecule: messenger RNA, 2093 nt
Organism: Gadus chalcogrammus (walleye pollock)
Lineage: Eukaryota; Metazoa; Chordata; Actinopteri; Gadiformes; Gadidae
Product: zymogen granule membrane protein 16-like
Exons: 6
Coding region: 59-565 (168 amino acids)
Source: RefSeq, a predicted model, not a curated record